Messenger RNA from Eptesicus fuscus (big brown bat), 8008 nucleotides. It is a transcript of the gene IGSF10, whose product is annotated as immunoglobulin superfamily member 10. The transcript is spliced from 7 exons. Gene Ontology annotation, molecular function: protein binding. The coding region runs from base 41 to 7894 and encodes 2617 amino acids. Lineage: Eukaryota; Metazoa; Chordata; Mammalia; Chiroptera; Vespertilionidae. The record is from RefSeq and is a predicted model, not a curated record.
UGACAGGAGAGGAUUCAGGACCAGAAAAGAAGAGCUCAGAAUGAAAGUGAAAGGCGGAGGAACCGCCUGCUUGCUGGUUCCCUUGGCCGUGGUCUGCCUGGUGGCCGCGCCCGGAGGCAGCGCCUGUCCUCGCCGCUGCGCCUGCUAUCUGCCCACGGAGGUGCACUGCACAUUCCGGUACCUGACCGUCAUCCCAGACAGCAUCCCGCCCAACGUGGAACGUAUCAAUUUAGGGUACAACAGCUUGGUCAGACUGACAGAAAUAGAUUUUUCUGGCCUGAAUAAGCUGGAGUUACUGAUGCUGCACAGCAAUGGCAUUCACACAAUCCCGGCUAAGACCUUCUCAGAUUUGCAGUCCUUGCAGGUCUUAAAAAUGAGCUAUAACAAAGUCCGAAAACUUCAGAAAGAUACUUUUUAUGGCCUCAGGAGCUUAACACGGUUGCAUAUGGACCACAACAAUAUUGAGUUUAUAAACCCAGAGGUUUUUUAUGGACUCACCUUUCUCCGACUGGUGCACCUGGAAGGAAAUAGGCUCACUAAGCUCCAUCCAGAUACAUUUGUCUCUUUGCGCUACCUCCAGAUAUUCAAAACAUCUUUUAUUAAGUACCUGUACUUGUCUGAUAACUUUCUGAGCUCCCUCCCUCAAGACAUGGCCUCCUAUAUGCCUGAUCUGGAAAGCCUCUAUCUUCACGGGAACCCCUGGACCUGUGACUGUCAUUUAAAAUGGUUGUCUGACUGGAUACAGGAGAAGCCAGAUAUAAUAAAAUGCAAAAGAGACAGAAGUCUCUCCAGUUCUCAGCAAUGUCCACUCUGCAUGAACCCCAGGACCUCUAAAGGCAAGCCCUUAGCUACAGUCCCAGCUGCAGCUUUCCUGUGUGUCAAGCCAACCAUUGAUCCAUCUCUGAAACUGAAGAACUGGACUAUUGUGGAAGACAGCAGUUCUGUGUCCAUCUCUCCCCAAAAUUUCAUGGCACCCUUCGGCUCCCUCAGUUUGAAUAUGACAGACCAGUCUGGGAAUGAAGCUAACAUGGCCUGCAGUAUCCAAAAGCCAUCAAGGACAUCAUCUAUUGCAUUCACUGAAGACAAUGACUACAUCAGGCUAAAUACAUCGUUUUCUACAUUUCUGGUGUGUAACAUAGAUUAUAGUCACAUUCAGCCAGUGUGGCAAAUUCUGGCUUUGUACAGUGACUCUCCUCUUACACUAGAAAGGAGCCACUUGGUCACUGAAACACCACAACUCCACUACCAAUAUAAACAGGUGGCUCCUAAGCCUGAAGAGAUCUUUACCAACAUAGAGGCUGAUCUCAGAGCAGAUCCUCCUUGGUUGAUGCAAGAUCAGAUUUCCUUGCAGCUAAACAGAACUGCCACCACACUCAAUACAUUGCAGAUCCAGUUCUCCAGUGAUGCUCAGGUCACUUUACCACGGUCAGAGAUGGGGCCAGGAAGACACAAAUGGACCAUGAUUCUCAGGAAUAACAAUACCAAGCUGGAACACACUGUUUUGGUUGGUGGGACCAUUGACUUAGACUGCCCAGGCCAAGGAGACCCCGCCCCACAUUUGGAGUGGCUUCUGGCUGAUGGGAGUAAAGUGAGAGCCCCUUAUGUUAGUGAGGAUGGACGAAUCCUAAUAGACAAAACUGGAAAACUGGAACUCCAGAUGGCUGAUAGUUUUGACACAGGCAUUUACAACUGCAUAAGCACCAAUUAUGCUGAUGCAGAUAUUCUCACCUAUAGGAUUACUGUGGUAGAGCCCUACACAGAACCCUUUCAUGAAAACGGGCCUCAUCAUACCGUUUUCAUUGGUGAAACACUUGACCUUCCGUGCCAUUCCACUGGUGUCCCAGAUGCCUCUAUUAGCUGGGUUCUCCCAGGAAACACUGUGCUCUCUCAGUCCUCAAGAGAGAAGCAGAUUCUCAAUGGCACACUACGAAUAUUACAGGUCACCCAGAAGGACCAGGGCUAUUAUCGUUGUGUUGCAGCCAACCCAUCAGGGGUCGACUUUUUGAUUAAUCAAGUUUCAGUCAAAAUAAGAGGGCCAAGCCCAGUGGAGCAUAAUAUAGAAACGGAUGGAUCUGGAUUUGAUGAGCCUGAUCCCACUGUGCACCUGAAAGACCCACCAGCUGCCCACCUGCUGACAUCUGCUCCAACGGGAGGCGAGGCUGGAAAGCAAGUCUUGAGCACAAGUAAGAAGCACAACUAUCGGGAUUUCAGAUAUCGGCGGCGUGGAGACUCAACAAACCGACGUUUCAGGGAGCACAGGAGGCAGUUCCCACCCUCUGCUCAGAGAAUUGACCCACGGCACUGGGCAGAACUUCUGGAGAAAGCUAAAAGGAAGACAGUGCCACAGAAUCAAGAAAAUUCCACAGCGGGGCCACCUCCACUGGUCACCCAACUCCUAAAAGUACCUGGUGAGGAGGGAGACUCUUCAGGCAUGCUUCCUCCAGAUGAGGAAUUUAUGGUCCUCACAACUAAAGUGCCCAGUGUUCUGGAAAGGACAGUGCCUGAUGGUCCCAGAAAAAUAUCUGAUGGCCCUGUGGCAGCGGUAAUUACUGGUACUGAAGUCUCCCCAGUUGUCCGUCCACAGUUGCCACCACCUGAAAAACAAAUAGAUUUUAAACUAUCUACUAUUAUUGAAGCUACAGCCAUGUCAAGGGACAUAAACCCAACCACAUCAAGCAAAAUGCAAGACACAAACAACCAACAUGUGUCCCCUGUCUUUCCUCUGCUACCGGAGACAACUCCAUUUCAGGAUGCUGACGACGUGGGGAGGAGAAGAGAGCAUUUGCCAAGUGCACCCCCAAUAACGGUGGGGGCGAAGAUCAAAGAUGUCAACGCCAAAAUGCCUAGCGAUGCUAAGAGCAGAACCGGUAUAUUCUUACAAUCAGAAAACGCCACGGACGGUCACCAGCCACCGGUACCGGGAAGGAGCGAACCCAGAAGCAGCUACUUCAGUCCUCACGUGAGUCAAAAGCUUAGCACCUCCAGGCUCCCUUCAGGCCCACGCAGUGCGGCUCACUCUCAGUUACGGAUCCCCAGGAAUAAUGCAACUAACACCCCACUGUCCAGACGCUUUGGCAGACGGAGGAAAAUUUGGGGGAGAGGGCGAAUUAUCCAUCCAUACAGAGCUCCAGUCCCCCCAUGGCACAGACAUGGCUCUGUGAGGCCACCAUCCAGGGGGUCUCCUGAAGAGAGUACCACAGAGCUCAGCACCACGUGCCCGUCCUGUGCCCCCAAAGAGAAGCUCACCACUCCCGCCUCGGAGGGAGCAACCUGGUCUCCUCCAACUUCUUCUCCCAUCACCCUCCCCAAAGCUGACAUUGCCGGGGUCACAGCAGCAGAGCCUACAACCCUAGUCUACAACCUUAGCCCAUCAUUGCUACCUGAUAGCAAAGCAAAUGUAGUUACUGAGAAAACACCACCCACGGUAAAAGAUUUCAGUGCUGGAAGUACCCAAGUGAUUCCAGCUGGUACAGCCAUGACUCAUGCCCCAACAUCCGUAACUAUGGAGAAAACUCAUGGAUUAAAUGUUGGUUACCCAAGUGUGUCUAAUAUUAGUGAAGCUAAACGAGAUUCAAUGAUUCCAUCGCCACUUCCGGGUCCUACCACUGCACCAUCUAGAGCCCUUACAAGACUUUCAAGAAGGAAAACUCCCUGGCGUCAGAUCUUUGUAAAUAACCAUAUCCAAACAGGGAGCUUAAAGAGUCAGCAUACAUUUGGUUCACAAGAACGCACAGCCACAGUGCUUUCUCAAACAUCUCCUGCUUUACCCACAGAUAACGUUUCCCCCUUUCACUUCACAGCACACUCAGCAAAUGUGAUGCAGAUUCCAUCUGUGACACUGGCUGCUGUCCUCCACAGUGCCACCCCUACACACCACCCUAGAAGUCUUCCUGCCGUGGGAGAGCUGCCCUUCCCACCCGUUUCCCCAACACUUCGUAGUAGCUCAAGCACGGAACCCAGUACAAAUUUCAUGUCAGUGCAAAUAGCCACGCUGACAAGUCCUCUUACUGCCCCUGCGCCUAUCAGUAUUAAUGAAACCCAAGUAACCAGCACAGAAGUACAAAGCAAAAAGGAGCCUCCAGCCAGGAAGGACCCAAACGGCUCUGCCAGCCUGAGUUCUGGCUUCGCUCCGCCCCCGGCUGUGAAGCUCCCUGCUCCAACCUCAGCAGAAACUGCAGCUGAGCCCAGUGUCUCUGCUUUCACUCCUCCCCGCCUCGAAAACACCAAGAGAAGGGCAGGCACAACUGAUCUUUAUCCAAGAACACUUAAUAGGACAGAUGUAAUUGAAGAAGCAUCCCAAGAGGCUACUCAGACUUUGAAGAGCACAGCUGCUUGGGAAAGCACUUCGUCCAGCACACUGCCCCAGAGGACCGCAGCCAGGACCACACCCCGGGGACAGCCCGCCGUGCCACCGCUCCUAAGCAGCAGCGCCACUCCAACGCCAGUCUCCGCCUCCCCUCCCUCGAGUAAUCCAAACGCAGUUACUAACAAUGUGGCAACUCCCCUUUUCCGGAGGAAGACAAAUACAAUGUUCCAGCCGCCUGAACCUUCCAGUCGCAAUGCUAAUCCACAGCAAUUAGCAGCAGAGGUGACAACAUCUCCCAAGGCUCAUCUCAAUGCCAAGUUCACAUUUGGAACCACCUACUUUAUCUACUCUGGCCUGGUACCUUUUACUCCUAUGCCAGCACUAACAACAUUUAAACCACAGAAUUCUAAACCGUCUCCUUCUCUCAGGUCAGAAAACCACUCUUGGAAUAAGUCCUACCUGGAAAUUGCCCCAAAAGGCAAAAAGCCAGGAGUGAGCAUGUUGCCUACUCCAGGCUUGCCAGAGGACAACACUCAUGCUUCAAACUGGGACCUACAGAAGACUGCAAAAAGUGGCUCUGAGAAGACACCGGCUCAAGAAAUAACAACUCCUGAACUUCUUCCCUUUGAGCCUUUGUCUAGGAAUAUAUUCGAAAGGCCCAGAAUAGUUGGGGGAAAGGCAGCAAGUUUUACUGUCCCGGCCAACUCAGACGCCUUUCUUCCUUGUGAGGCUGUGGGAAACCCUCUGCCUACCAUCCACUGGACCAGAGUCUCAUUAGGACUUGAUUUGUCUACAAGGAAACAGAAUAGCAGGUUCCAGGUGCUCCCCAAUGGCACCCUGUCCAUACGGAGGGUGGACAUUCAGGACCGGGGACAGUACCUGUGCUCAGCAUCCAACUCAUUUGGCAAAGACCACCUUCAUGUCACCUUGUCCGUGGUUUCCUAUCCCCCCAGGAUCCUGGAGAGACCUACCAAAGAGAUCACAGUCCAUUCCGGAAGCACUGUGGAACUGCAGUGCAGAGCUGAAGGUAGGCCAAUGCCUAAGAUUUCCUGGAUUCUCCCAAACCAAACCGUAGUCUCAGAAUCAUCCAAAGGGAUUGGGCAGGCCCUGGUGACAUCUGACGGAACGCUGGUCAUCCACAGUCUCAGCAUUUAUGACCGGGGCUUUUACAAAUGCAUGGCCAGCAACUCCGCAGGCCAGGAUUCACUGCUGGUUAAAGUGCAAGUCAUUGCCGCCCCGCCUGUCAUUCUAGAGCAAAGGAGGCAGGUCAUUGCAGGGACGUGGGGUGGAAGUUUGAAACUGCCCUGUACUGCGAAAGGAACUCCUCAGCCCAGUGUCCACUGGGUUCUCCCUGACGGCACUAAAGUGAAACCACUACAGCUUAUUGAUUCCAACUCCUUCUUAUUUUCCAACGGGACGCUGUAUAUAAGAAACGUAGCCUCUUCAGACAGGGGCACGUACGAAUGCAUUGCGACCAGCUCCACCGGCUCCGACAGAAGGGUGGUAAUUCUCACCAUGGAGGAGCGAGAGACCAUCCCCAGGAUAGAAUCUACAUCCCAGACAUGGAAUGAGGUGAAUUUUGGGGACAAAUUACUACUGAACUGCUCAGCCACCGGCAAACCCAAACCCAAAAUAAUCUGGAGGCUACCAUCCAAGGCUGUCGUGGACCAGUGGCACAGAAUGGGCAGUCGAAUCCACGUCUACCCAAAUGGGUCCCUGUUUAUUGGAUCAAUAACAGAAAAAGAUGGUGGUGACUACUUGUGUGUGGCAAGAAACAAAAUAGGGGAUGAUCUGAUACUGAUGCAUGUUAGCCUAAAGCUGAGACCUGCCAAAAUUGAUCACAAGCAACAUUUUAAAAUGCAAGUGUUUCAUGGGAAAGACUUCCAAAUUGAUUGCAAGGCUUCUGGCUCACCAGUGCCCCAGAUAUCCUGGAGUUUGCCCGAUGGAACGGUGAUAAAUAAUGCAACGCAAGCUGAUGACAGCCGGCGGCAUCCCAGGAGGUAUACUCUUUUCGACAAUGGAACCUUGUACUUCAACAGGGUUGGAGUGGCAGAGGAAGGGGAUUAUACUUGCUACGCUCAGAACACCGUAGGGAAGGAUGAAAUGAAGGUCCACCUGACGGUCCUAACUGCCGCCCCACGGAUCAAGCAGGGUUUCAAGGCCGAACCAAGAGUCAGGGCUGGAGACACAGCCACCUUGGACUGUGAGGUUGUUGGGGAACCCAGACCAAAAGUAUUUUGGCUGCUGCCUUCCAGGGAUAUGAUUUCAUUCUCAAAGAACAGGUACACAUUUCACGCCAACGGGUCUUUGUCCAUCAACAACGUCAAACUGCUCGAUUCUGGAGAGUAUGUGUGUGUGGCCCAGAAUCCCAGCGGGGAUGACACCAAAGUGUAUAAGCUGGAAGUUGUCUCUAGGCCCCCGCUAAUCAAUGGUCUGUAUACCAACAAAACUGUCAUCAAAACCACCGCCGUGAGGCAUUCCAAAAAGCGCUUUGAUUGCAGAGCUGAAGGGACACCAUCUCCCCACGUCAUGUGGAUCAUGCCAGACAACAUCUUCCUCACCGCCCCCUACUAUGGAAGCAGAAUCACGGUCCAUAAAAACGGAACCUUGGAGAUUAGGAAUGUGAGGCACUCAGACUCAGCCGAGUUUACCUGUGUGGCUCAGAAUGAAGGCGGGGAGAGUGUGCUGGUAGUACAGCUGGAAGUACUGGAAAUGCUGAGAAGACCAACAUUCAGAAAUCCAUUUAAUGAAAAAAUAUUUGCCCAGGUUGGAAAGCCCACAGCAUUGAACUGCUCUGUUGAUGGAAACCCACUACCUGAAAUAAUCUGGAUUUUACCCAACGGCACACGAUUUUCCAGGGGACCACAAAAUCCUCAGUACCAGAUAGCAAGCAACGGUUCUUUCAUGAUUUAUAAAACAACUCGGGAUGACGCAGGAAAAUACCGGUGUGGGGCGAGAAACAAAGUUGGCUAUAUUGAGAAAUUAAUUGUAUUAGAAAUUGGCCAGAAGCCAGUUAUUCUUACCAAUGCAUUGGGAACAGUUUAUGGCAUCAGUGGGGACUCUCUCUCAUUGCACUGUGUGUCAGAUGGAAGCCCUAAGCCAGAUAUCAGGUGGACUGUACCAAGUGGUCAUAUAAUAGACAGGCCUCAAAUUAGUGGAAAGUACAUAUUGCAUGAAAAUGGCACGUUAGUCAUCAAAGAAGCAACAGCUCAGGACAGAGGAAACUAUAUCUGUAAGGCUCAAAACAGUGUUGGCCAUGCACUGGUUACUGUUCCAGUACUGGUUGUAGCCUACCCUCCCCGAAUUACAAAUCGCCCACCCAGGAGCAUCCUCGCAAGAACAGGGGCAGCCGUUCAGCUCCACUGUGUGGCCCUGGGAGUCCCCAAGCCGGAAAUCACCUGGGAAAUGCCUGACCACUCCCUGCUAUCAAUGGAAAAUAAAGGGAGGACACAUGGGACUGAGCUUUUCCACCCACAAGGCACCCUAUUCAUUCAGAACCCUCAAAGCUCAGAUUCCGGGAUAUAUAAGUGCACAGCAAAGAACGCACUUGGUAGUGAUUUUGCAACAACUUAUGUGCAAGUGAUCUGACAUAAAAUAACAUUUCUUGAAUAGUCAACAUCUGCACAGUUUACUUUUUUGGAAGAAGUUUAAUCAAAGGCAGCCAUAGGCAUGUAAAUGAAUUUAAAUACAUUUACAAUGUUA